Messenger RNA from Erythranthe guttata (spotted monkey flower), 1486 nucleotides. Its product is annotated as phospholipase A1-II 1. Gene Ontology annotation, biological process: lipid metabolic process. Gene Ontology annotation, molecular function: glycerophospholipid phospholipase A1 activity. NCBI's taxonomy places the organism in Eukaryota, Viridiplantae, Streptophyta, Magnoliopsida, Lamiales, Phrymaceae. The record is from RefSeq and is a predicted model, not a curated record.
CAGCAGAAACCUAACCCCCCAUACUUAUUUAAUUUGUCUCUAUAAAAACCAACCAACAAAACUCAACUGUUUUCAUUUUUAUAAGGUAAAAUGAGAAUUAUGAAAUGCAUGGGGAGAAAGCGGAGAAAAACCGCGGGAAGCGCAGACAAGAAAGCUGCCGGCAACAUCAUUCGAGGAGACAGCAUUGCGAGAAAAUGGAAGCUUCUAAGCGGCGCAAACAACUGGCAAGGCCUGUUAGACCCGUUAGACCUCGAUCUCCGCAAAUACAUUAUCCACUACGGACAAAUGUCGCAAGCAACCUACGACACUUUCAACUCCGAGAAGGCGUCAAAGUACGCCGGAAGCAGCAGAUACUCAAAGGACAACCUCUUAUCCAAAGUUGGCGUCGACAAGGCGAAUCCGUUCAAGUACCGUGUCACUAAGUACGUCUACGCCACGUCAUCGUUGACAGAAGUCCCGGAUGCCUUCAUCUUGAGGUCAUGGUCCAGGGAAGCCUGGACCAAGGAAUCGAACUGGAUUGGCUACGUGGCAGUUGCUACAGAUGAAGGGAAACUGGCUCUCGGUCGGAGGGAUAUUUUGAUCGCGUGGAGAGGCACUGUUAGAACUCUUGAAUGGAUCAACGAUUUCGAAUUCUCGUUAGUCGAUGCACCGCUGAUCUUCGGAGCUGCAAACGAUGGUGAUGAUCAGCCUAGGGUUCAUCUUGGCUGGUACUCCAUCUACACUUCUGAUGAUCCAAGAUCACCUUUUAAUAAAACCAGUGCUAGAAACCAGGUUCUUGAAGAGGUGAAGAGAUUGGUAGAAGAGUACAAGAACGAGGAGACGAGCAUAACCGUAACCGGACACAGCUUAGGUGCAGCAGUUUGUACCUUAAACGCAUCCGACAUUGUAGUCAACAAAUACAACAAGCCAAAUGACAUGCCGGACAAGUCAUGUCCGGUGACAGUUUUCGCCUUCGCCAGCCCACGUGUGGGCGACGACAAAUUCCGGAAAAUCUUAUCGUCACUAAAAACAAAUAAUAAUCUAAACAUUCUCCGUGUCAGAAAUGCAAAAGACAUAGUCCCGAAAUACCCCUUCAUAGACUACUCGGAAGUAGGGGUGGAGCUAGUUAUAGACACGGAUAAAUCGAGCUAUUUGAAAAGCCCCGGGAAUUUGAGCAGCUGGCAUAGCUUGGAGGGGUACUUGCACGGAGUUGCGGGUACGCAAGGGAGCAGGGGAGGGUUUAAGCUCGAAGUUAACCGUAGUUUAGCUCUCGUUAACAAACACAUGGACGGGUUAAAAGACGAGUAUUGCGUUCCGGUUUCGUGGUGGUGUGAGAGGAAUAAGAGUAUGGUGCAGAGUGAUGAUGGUUCUUGGGAAUUGAUUGAUCAUGAAGAUGAUGAUUUUUUUUGAUUUAUCCUAGAAUUUAAUCACAAUUGUUGUAUGGAUGAAUUAUUUAUUUGUUUCAUAUUUAAUUUCUUAUUAAUUCCAUAAAUUAUGUGUUUAUUUU